Paralichthys olivaceus (Japanese flounder) is the source of this 1899-nucleotide messenger RNA. The record is from RefSeq and is a predicted model, not a curated record. Lineage: Eukaryota; Metazoa; Chordata; Actinopteri; Pleuronectiformes; Paralichthyidae.
AUGAGAGGGCAAGUACUGCUGUUUUUGUCGGUCCUCUCUCUCAGCUCGGCGCUUGGGCAGGUCAGCUAUUCCAUUCCUGAGGAAAUGCCCAAAGGCUCUCUCGUUGGAAAUAUGGCAAAAGAUUUCGGGUUGGAUAUUAAAAGACUUAAAUUCGGCAAAGCUCGCAUAUUUACUCGAGACAGUGACAAAUAUAUUGAGCUGAAUAACGAAAGAGGAGUCCUCCUAAUCAAAAAUAGGAUAGACAGAGAGGCGCUGUGUGGUCAAACGACGCCUUGCGCUUUGCAUUUUCAGAUUAUAUUAGAGAAUCCGAUGGAAUUUUACAGUGUAACUAUCGAAAUCACAGAUGUUAAUGACAACCCUCCAUCAUUUGAAAAGAACGACGUCAGAUUUAAAAUUAGUGAAUCCGCUGUCAGCGGUGCUAAAUUCAUAUUAGACCGUGCCGUUGAUCCUGAUGUUGGUUCAAAUGGUCUGCAAACAUAUAGACUCGAGCCGAGGGAUAAUUUCGUUAUUAAACUCCACGAUCAAGCAGAUGGAACGAAAAAUGUUGAAAUGGUUUUAGAGAAACCUCUCGACAGAGAGAAGCAUGAGCACUUGUCUUUGGUUCUGACGGCGGUGGAUGGAGGGGAUCCGCAGAUGACAGGAACAAUGCAGAUUCUCAUCACUGUUUUAGACGUUAAUGAUAACGCUCCAGUCUUUACACAGCCAAUUUAUAAAGCCUCGAUAAAAGAAAAUUCUCCAGUCGGUACAGCUGUUGUUACAGUUACUGCAACAGAUGCAGAUCAUGGAAGUAAUGGUAGAAUAACGUAUUCUAUUUCAAGUAUAUCAGAUCAAGCCCGUGGGUUAUUUCAAGUAAAUGAUGAAAGUGGUGAAAUUCGACUGAAAGGAAAUGUUGAUUAUGAAAAGGCUCGAACAUUUCAGAUAAACGUUCGAGCCAGUGAUGAUGGAGGACUGGUUGAUUCAUGUAAAGUGAUGAUUGACGUCACUGACGUGAAUGACAAUAGACCCGAUAUUCAAAUUAUAUCUAAAUCAAACGUGAUAUCAGAAGAUGCCAAACCCGGUACUGUUGUGACGAUGAUAAAUAUUCAGGACUCAGACUCGGGUGAUAAUGGUAAAGUCCAGUGUACGAUCAAUAAUGAUAUUCCUUUUGUUAUUAAGUCAACAACCAAUGAUUUCUAUAGUUUAAUGUCAGACAGUGAAUUAGACCGAGAGAGAUCCUCAGAGUAUAAUAUCACAGUGACCUGCUCUGAUGAAGGAGUGCCCUCCCUCUCCAGCGGCGUCACUCUCACCUUACAGAUCUCUGACGUGAAUGAUAACGUGCCUGUCUUUGAGAGGAGCUCAUAUGAGGCUUACAUUGUAGAGAACAACACACCAGGUCUCUCUAUAUUCACAGUGAAAGCCAGAGACGCUGACUGGAACAAUGCGCGCAUUUCCUAUUUCCUUGAGGAUAGCCAACUGAAUGGGAUGUCAGCCUCGGCUUAUUUUUCAGUGAAUGCAGAGAGUGGAGAGAUACUUGCUGUGCGUUCCUUCGACUAUGAGCAAACGAAAGAUUUCCGUAUCCAAGUCAAAGCUCAGGAUGGAGGCUCUCCUCCACUCAGUAGUAACGUGACUGUGAAAAUACUGAUCCAGGACCAGAACGACAACCCCCCUCAGAACCCCAACAGAAACCUGCAGAUUCAGCUCAACACUGAUGGACCCAUAAAGUACGUGGAGGUCCUGGGAGGAGACAUGUUGUCUCAGAGUCAGUCCUUCAGGUCCUGUAUGUCUCCAAUGUCAGAGUACAGUGAUUUCACUUUGAUUAAGCCCAGCAGCACCACUGACUUUAAGGAGGUGAUCAGUGUCCUCGAUGCGUCUUUACCGGACAGCACCUGGACCUUUGAGAGCCAGCAGGUGAGCAGAUGA